Habropoda laboriosa is the source of this 1302-nucleotide messenger RNA. RefSeq names its product lachesin-like. The record is from RefSeq and is a predicted model, not a curated record. Gene Ontology annotation, cellular component: neuron projection. The transcript has 9 exons. Lineage: Eukaryota; Metazoa; Arthropoda; Insecta; Hymenoptera; Apidae.
AUGAACAGCGAUCCAAUACCUGAAGAUAAAGGACCUCACUUCGAAGAUCAUUCAAGGACCUUGCAAAAAUUAUUCGAAAUUCUUGCGAAAAUCAUUGAAGAUUCAAACACUGCCACGGGACCUGUAUUCAUCGCUCCAGUUGGAAACCAAACAGCCGCGAUUGGCCGUGAAGUUGUUUUUUCAUGCAGUGUCCGCAACAUUGGCAAGUAUAAGGUUGGCUGGUUACGUGCUUCGGACCAAACGAUUCUCUCGGUUCUCACGAGAACGGUAACGCACAAUGCACGUAUCGCGGUUUCGUACGAGACCGGUGGCAGUUCCGGAUCCAGCGCACUAUCCGGCAACGCCUUCGGGGUGACAGGAAGUAGCCAAGCCACGGAGGAAGUCGUUAACGGCACAUGGCGGCUCCACAUUCGUCAGUUAAAGGAGACGGAUAGAGGUUGUUACAUGUGUCAAAUUAACACCAGCCCGAUGAUAUCUAAAUUGGGAUGUUUGGACAUUCUUGUACCACCGGAUAUCGUUUACGGAGGUGAUACUAGUGCCGACUUGGCAGUUUCGGAGGGCGACAAUGCGACUCUAAGCUGCCGUGCAACGGGAAGACCGACCCCAAGAGUGUCCUGGCGAAGGGAAGACGGAGAACCCAUUCUCAUAAGGGCCUCUUCUACCGGUGGUAAUACUUUCGACAGGCACGAGACCUACAACGGUUCGCUGCUGCAAUUCCAUCGUGUCGAGAGGCGACAAAUGGGAGCGUAUCUCUGCAUCGCCAGCAACGACGUGCCGCCCGCCGUUAGCAAGCGAGUGACACUCGCCGUGAAUUUUGCACCAGUCGUCAAAGCACCUAAUCAGCUUUUGGGAGCACCUUUGGGUACGGACGUGCAGCUAGAGUGCUACGUCGAGGCAUUUCCAAAUACAAUUAAUUACUGGGUAAAGAACCGACGAGGCUCAGAGGACGAGAUGCUACUCGAGGGACACAAGUACGGCGUGCGAGAAGAACGAUCCGGUUACAAAGUUCUGAUGUGGUUGUUAAUUAAAGAAUUUACUGAUCAGGACGUAGGAAGUUACAAAUGCGUGUCGACAAAUAGUCUUGGCAAGGCUGACGGUACCUUGAGGCUGUACGAAAUUAAAAUCGGGUUCGAUAGAUCAUCACGCGGAAAAGAUCACGUGUCGAUAAUUGGCGGUUUAGCCGAAGCAGCGCAAAGUUCAGGCGCCAGUAACGGCAGCAAAGGAAUAUUCAGAUGUGUCGAAAAAUUAUUACAUUGCCUAUCAAUAUUUCUGUUCGUACCGGUAUUACUCUGACCGCGGUGA